AUGGAUAUUGCCAAGCCCUCGACUAAAGUCAUAACCUCAUCACCACCGGCGAUCCAGCAAAAUGUUGAAGGAAGUUAUGAUUACCGGUUACCAGCUCAACCCAAGGUCUGUGCACCAUUUGCCGGCUGUAUGAUAGGCACCGUGAUGCCUGGUUAUCGGAUAUCCAGUUUUGAGGCAUUUAUGGGAAUACCAUAUGCCCUGCCACCGGUUGGGGAUUUACGAUUUAGUCACCCCAAAGCCUAUCCCCGUUCGAAUGAUGUAAUUAAUGCCACAGUGCCCAAAUCGGAUUGCAUACAGAAAAAUAGUCUAAUCCCGAAUCCCCAAUCAAGUGGCACGGAAGAUUGCCUUUACCUAAAUGUGUACCGGCCCAUUAAACGCAACACUGCAGAAAAAUUACCCGUUAUGGUGUACAUUCAUCAGGGUGGUUGGUUUACCGGUUCGGUGAAUCCAACAAUUGUGGGUCCCGAAUAUUUUAUGGAUACGGAAGAUGUGAUUUUAGUAACCUUCAAUUAUCGUCUAGGUGUUUUUGGUUUCCUAUCCACCGAGGACGCCAUAGUGCCGGGAAAUUUCGGCCUCAAAGAUCAAACGCUGGCAUUGAAAUGGGUACAGCGGAAUAUCGCCGCCUUUGGUGGCAAUCCCAAACAGGUAACACUGUUUGGACAAAGUGCUGGUGGGGUGUCGGCCCACAUGCAUAUGUUGAGCAAACAUUCAGAGGGCCUCUUUCAUGGCGUGAUAUCAAUGAGCGGAACGGCAAAUGUACCCUUUGGCAUAAAACAGAAUUCAUUGCGAUUGGCCCAGGCCACAGCCAAACAUUGUAACAUCACAAAUGCCGAGCAUUUGAGUACGGCGAAGUUGUUGAAGGCCCUCCGAUCGGUUGAUGCUGAGACAUUGUUGCAAGCAGCAGAUGCCAUUAAAUAUUGGGAUGUUGAUCCGUUGACGUUGUAUCGGCCUGUGGUGGAAAAUUUCGAUAGCCCCGAUGCAUUUUUUACAGAAAAUCCGGAAGAGAUAUUAAAGCGGGGUGAUUAUAAGGCAGUGCCAUUUAUAACUGGUGUUGUACCGGAUGAGGGCGCGGUACGUGCUGUGGCCAUACUUGAAUCACAGGCUCUGCGAAAAACAUUCAAUGAAGAUUUUGAUAAUUUAUUGGAGGAGUUUUUGGAAUUGCCAAAAAGUCUGGGUGGUCAGAGGCGGAAAGCUUCGAUGGACAGCAUUGUAAGAGAGUAUUUUGAGGGGAAGCAUGAGUUGUCGAAUCGUGGUUUUAUUGAUGUCGUCACCGAUCGUGGUUUCCAUUAUCCAUUCUAUAAUACGAUCAAGACCUAUAUCAGUACCGUUAAUACUGCCAAAUCUCCUCUGUAUCUCUACUAUUUCAAUUAUAAAGGACCCCACUCGUAUAGCACCAUCUAUUCGGGAGGUAUGACCAGCUACGAUUAUGGUGUGGUGCAUUGUGAUGAUUUAAUCUAUUUAUUCCGAUCGCCAUUGCUGUUUCCUGAUUUCGAGAAAAAUUCAACACAUGCCAAAGUCAGCAGUGCUUUUGUUCGGCAUUUUGUGGAAUUUGCCAAGAAUCGUAAACCUUACCCCUCCACGGAAUGCAGUGCUGAGACCUUCCCCUAUGAUUCGGAAAAUGCCAUUUGUGAUUAUGUCGCAUUUGAAAAUGCGCCAAAUAAUUCGUUUCAUAUUAGCAAGCAGCAGAAGUUCAAUGUUUCACGAAUGCAGUUUUGGGAUGAAAUUUUACGAAGGGAGUAA
Molecule: messenger RNA, 1740 nt
Organism: Musca vetustissima
Lineage: Eukaryota; Metazoa; Arthropoda; Insecta; Diptera; Muscidae
Product: juvenile hormone esterase-like
Exons: 6
Coding region: 1-1740 (579 amino acids)
Source: RefSeq, a predicted model, not a curated record